GGCUUUGGCUUCCAGAGAGCUGCCAGAGGCCUGAAAAUCGGAGAACCCCCGUGUUCGCGCUUCUCUGUGCGCAAUGGUACGAAGUUCUGUGUUAGAUGGCGGAAGCAUGUUUCGACAGUAGUAGAGCAGUCUAUUUGUUUUGUGUGUGUGCGUAGAAUAACUGUACUCGUUCCGCGGGAUCGCAUGUGCAUCAUAUGAGUACUGCUGUGCCGGGGGAUAUACACGUAUGCACAUGACACGCGUCCUGUCUUGCUGCAAGCCAUUGAAGAAUUAACAUUCUCGACCUGUUGUUUCGCGCACGACUUGCCUCAAAACAUUGCACCCAAGCUUGAGACACCUAUCGAGUGUGAACAGUUGUCAUGACGGGCGUCAGGAAGGACCAAGUUUUACUAGUCGGAUCUAGUGCUUCCGUCGCUGAACAAAUCAAAACUGGAACCCAACAAGCACUCAAGUAUGCAUCCCUGGUGACUCUGACGGUUCAGAAUGCGGCCCUUAAUUUAACCAUGCGCAUGGCUCGCACACAGAAAGACCUUUUCAUAGCCAGCACAGCUGUUGUAAUGGCAGAGGUGAUAAAGCUGGCAACAUGCCUCAUCAUGGUACGUGUGGACGAAGGAAGCUUCCAAAAGUGGCACUCUUCUAUUCACCGCAUUGUAGUGUUGCAGCCCUGGGACACACUCAAGGUAGCUGUGCCAUCAUUGGUGUACAACAUCCAGAACAACCUGCUUUAUGUUGGGGCCACCCAUUUGGAUGCAGCCACGUGUCAGGUCACCUACCAACUGAAGAUCAUUACUACUGCCCUUUUCUCACUGGCACUGCUCAACAAGAAGCUUGCAGGUGUCCAGUGGGUGGCACUGCUGGUGCUGUUUGUGGGUGUUGCACUUGUUCAACUGGCACAGAUUGCUGUUCAUCCCAAAACAGUGGAGGGCCAUGUGCAGCAGCCCCUGGUUGGCUUUCUGGCCAUCCUGGCAGCUUGCUGCCUGUCUGGAUUCGCAGGUGUAUACUUCGAAAAGAUCCUUAAAGGCAGUGAUGUUUCUGUGUGGAUGCGAAAUGUCCAACUGAGUACCUUUGCAGUCCCCUUCGGCUUGCUCACAACACUUGCCAAUGAUUAUGCUGAAGUUCGUGACAAAGGAUUCUUUUAUGGCUACAGUACACUAAUCUGGAUUGUCAUUCUUUUACAAGCCCUUGGCGGGCUGCUAGUUGCAGUUGUUGUUAAGUAUGCUGACAACAUACUCAAGGGAUUUGCCACUUCGCUUGCCAUUGUGCUUUCAUGUGCAGUAUCAGUGUAUGCCUUUGAAUUUCAUCUCAGCUGGCAGUUUGUGGCUGGUGCAUUGCUUGUCAUGGGGUCGAUCUUUCUCUACAGUCGACCCAACGCAAGCACAGCACAACUGCGUAUUGCAUCACGCAAAGUUUGAGCAUGCUGCUGAAACAAAUUGUAUUGCAUGUAUGGCAGGCGUGCUUACAUUGUUGAGCACGCAGUCAGAUGUGCACCAGGACAUGCGCUGCACUCAUAUACAGUUUCUUAACUGCUGUGCACAAUGCUGUGCACAAGCCAAAAGCUUCUUAUUUGCUCACUCAAAUGACAGUUCAGCAUGAGCGUGAUAUUCAAGCAAAUGUUGCAGUUACGUUGUUCUGUCUGCACUGUGGUUUUCUAGAUGCAAUGCUGUUUAGCACUCAUUCAAUUAUUGUGCAUAUGUACAUGGUGUUAUGCAAGUAAUUUUGCCAUUUUCUAAUGCCCUUCGGUUGUGAUUCAAUAAAAUCAAGGGAAAAGCUGA
Messenger RNA from Rhipicephalus microplus (southern cattle tick), 1772 nucleotides. Its product is annotated as UDP-galactose translocator. NCBI's taxonomy places the organism in Eukaryota, Metazoa, Arthropoda, Arachnida, Ixodida, Ixodidae. The record is from RefSeq and is a predicted model, not a curated record. Gene Ontology annotation, biological process: pyrimidine nucleotide-sugar transmembrane transport. Gene Ontology annotation, cellular component: Golgi membrane. Gene Ontology annotation, molecular function: pyrimidine nucleotide-sugar transmembrane transporter activity.